Molecule: messenger RNA, 1122 nt
Organism: Cyclocybe aegerita
Lineage: Eukaryota; Fungi; Basidiomycota; Agaricomycetes; Agaricales; Hemipholiotaceae
Source: the annotation of a GenBank genome assembly
AUGGCGGACUCUCAGAAGAGGAAACGCGUCAAGGAGGAAGAACCAUCUGGGGACGACGCGUUAGACAAGAAACUCAAGACCACAUCGGCGGCGACGGAUUCAUGGUUUUCUUCAUCGGUAGCUUCUGGCUCGUCCUUGGGAGGAGGGACACAGCAGGAGCCAAGGCAACGAUCUGCAUCCCAAUCCGCCGAACCUGAAGCUGAGGAAUUCGCCCGACACCCCGUGCAUUGGUUAUACGACACCUCACCGGUGAUCUUGCAGGUGGACAAAACUCGCUUCAAGGUGCACAAAAGUCGUCUGGCUGCAGAUUCUCUGUGGUUUCGCACCCUCUUUUCACGCAAUUAUGCUGCUCCUGGGGUCCCACUAGAGGAACGAGAUGCCUUGAAGCUUAUCGUGAAUUCAGUGACGGUGAUUGAUGGAGUUGAGCUGUUCGUUUUGGAUCCAAAGGCGAAAGCUACUACGGUGGAGGACCUGGCUGAGCUGCUCACAGCCAUGGAUUCGGCAAUCGGCUACCACGAGACAACACCCCAGUUCGAUACCGUGAAGAAGAUCUAUCGAGCAGCACACCUCUUUUUCUUCCCAGCGUAUCGUAAAUUUGCUUUGGCUAUCCUCACGCAGAUGUUCAUCGUCAACAGGGGCAUCUCCGAGGAACCUUCUCCUUACUGUGCCGAGUGCGUCGCGAUUGGGAGGGAAUACAAGUUCCCCGUCGCCCUGAUGAAAUUCGCCUUCUAUGACCUGGCGCGAUCGCCACCCCCGAAUCCCACAUCUACGCUUGCCGCGGACAUGAAGAACCUGAAGAUCGAGGAUCUGGUCCGCCUCAAUAACUUGCAGAAGCAUCUCUCCUUGGUGUGGAACGACAUCUCGACAUGCUACGAGACGACGUGUGAUGUGAUGCAGUGCCAGGUGUGCGCCUAUACGAGGCAGCUUCCCUCAUUCCGAGGAGUCGUCGAGGAAGCGAAGAAGGCAUUCCCUUUCGAUCCACUUUCAGCGAUCCAUAUUUUGGUGACGCAGGAAAUGAAGAAACCGUGCCCGUUGGCUGCUCAGGCGACAACGCAGAAGCUCAACAACCUCCGAGAGAGGAUAUGGAAGGAUAUGGCCGAAUGGCUGAACCUUGAGGAGUAG